Messenger RNA from Condylura cristata (star-nosed mole), 2003 nucleotides. RefSeq names its product core 1 synthase, glycoprotein-N-acetylgalactosamine 3-beta-galactosyltransferase 1 (gene C1GALT1). Gene Ontology annotation, cellular component: membrane. NCBI's taxonomy places the organism in Eukaryota, Metazoa, Chordata, Mammalia, Eulipotyphla, Talpidae. Bases 144 to 1250 code for a protein of 368 amino acids. Gene Ontology annotation, molecular function: N-acetylgalactosaminide beta-1,3-galactosyltransferase activity. The record is from RefSeq and is a predicted model, not a curated record. The transcript has 4 exons.
CCGGCAAUAAUCUGGGCGGCAGCGGGCGGCGCUGGCUAUCUGCCACGAGCCACUUCUGCGGCUAUAGAGAGGAGCGAAGUUCGUUGGUCUCGUGUUGUCCCCCUCUCCCGCCCCCAGGAGGGGCGAGAGGGAGCCCGCCGCCGAUGUCAGAAAUACACUAUCGGGAAAUGGCCCCUAAAUCUUGGCUGAAUUUUUUAACUUUCCUCUGUGGAUCUGCAAUUGGAUUUGUUCUCUGUUCUCAGCUACUUAGUAUUUUGUUGGGUGAGCAGGAUGAUACCCAGCCUAAUAUUCUUCAUAAUGAUCCUCAUGCUAUUCAUUCAGAUGAUGAUGGACAGAGUCAUCUAAAAGGACAGAUAAACUUCAAUGCAGAUGUUAGUCAACAUAAAGAUGAGAACACAGUUGUUGCGGAACGCCUCUAUCAGAAAGUUAGAAUUCUUUGCUGGGUUAUGACAGGACCUCAAAAUUUAGAAAAAAAGGCCAAACACGUCAAAGCUACAUGGGCCCAGCGCUGUAAUAAAGUAUUGUUUAUGAGUUCAGAAGAAAAUAAAGACUUCCCCGCUGUGGGAUUAGAAACCAGAGAAGGCAGAGACCAACUAUACUGGAAAACAAUUAAGGCUUUUCAAUAUGUUCAUGAUCAUUAUUUAGAAGAUGCUGAUUGGUUUAUGAAAGCAGAUGAUGAUACUUAUGUUAUACUAGACAAUUUGAGAUGGCUUCUUUCAAAAUACAACCCUGAAGAACCCAUUUACUUUGGGAGAAGAUUUAAACCCUAUGUAAAGCAGGGCUACAUGAGUGGAGGAGCUGGAUAUGUACUGAGCAAAGAAGCCUUGAAGAGAUUUGUUAACGCAUUUAAAACAGACAAAUGUACACAUAGUUCCUCCAUUGAAGAUUUAGCACUGGGGAGAUGCAUGGAAAUUAUAAAUGUAAAAGCAGGUGAUUCCAGAGAUACCAUUGGAAAAGAAACUUUUCAUCCCUUUGUUCCAGAGCACCACUUAAUCAAAGGUUAUCUACCUAAAACUUUUUGGUACUGGAAUUACAACUUUUAUCCUCCCAUAGAGGGUCCUGGUUGCUGUUCUGACCUUGCAGUUUCUUUUCACUAUGUUGAUCCUACAACUAUGUAUGAGUUAGAAUACCUCGUUUAUCAUCUUCGUCCAUAUGGUUACUUAUACAGAUAUCAACCUGCCCUACCUGAGAAUAAUCUAAAGGAAAUAAGUAAAGCAUACAGAAAUGAAGAUCCAAAAGUAAAAUCGUGAACCCUUGAGAGAAAAGCAUUAAGUGAACAGAGGUAAAAUGUCUAACAUUGCACUGAAGAAGACGUCUGCAUUUCUCAUUUAGAACACUGGAAUCCCAGUGAGGAAUUCUUUUGCAUUGAGCAUUCCAUAUUAGAAAUCUUGCAGAUGAAUGACUGUAAACUGAAGCUUUAAGUGAGCUAAAAAAUCUGUUAAAAUGUGUUUUGAUACAGUAAUUAAUAUAUGUGUAUGUGUGUGUGUGUAUUUUUAUGAAAAAACUGGUGUUUUUAAAGUGGCCAAAGGGACUAGAAAAGAGAGAUUGUUGCCAAUUCUGACCACAUAUUAUUUCAUUGAGAAACUAAAACAUUUAAAUUUGCUAAAAUUAAAAUGCACUGUGUUAGUAAUACUUGAUGCUAAACAGAUCUACCUUAAAGAAAAUUUAGGGAUAAUAUUGUUGCUCAGUGUUUAUAAACUCAAGACAUGAGUUUAUAUUACAGUAUGAUAUAAAUAAACCAACCUCCUGCCCCCCCCACCACAUACACAGUUUUUGUUGAAUGAAGAUUUUGCUGACUAUAAUUAGCAGUAUUUCUUCCAGAAGAAGGUGGAAUAAGAAUGGCACUUAUACUAAAGUGCAUUAAUAAAACCACAAUUUGAAAUUAUCAUGGGCCUUGAUUGUAUUAUAUAUUUGGUUCUGGUUUGUAAUUAAUCUUUUACUAAGUCCCUGUUGUCUCUUCUAAAUAUGUUUAACAACUCUUGAAUACCAUUGUCAUUAUUAAU